Talaromyces atroroseus is the source of this 852-nucleotide messenger RNA. RefSeq lists its product as hypothetical. The transcript has a single exon. Bases 1 to 852 code for a protein of 283 amino acids. NCBI's taxonomy places the organism in Eukaryota, Fungi, Ascomycota, Eurotiomycetes, Eurotiales, Trichocomaceae. The record is from RefSeq and is a predicted model, not a curated record.
AUGGCAAUCCUGCCGGCAGACAUGAUGGAGUCUCAGCUGUCAAUGAUUGAUCUCCUGAUAGCCAUGUUCCCCUCAGCUUCCGAACUUGAAAUCCCAGAAUCUACCAGAGAGGGAAUCGACACCCUCCGUGACUGGUGCCAGGAUCCAACUGAAACCCCAACUGGAAUCCCAUCAAGCUUAUCACUGGCAGUCUGUUUAGCAGUCACUACAGAGAAAACCAUACAAGUCAACAUCAAGAUUUCCCUGCAAUUGGAGAAUCCCGAAAGUAAAGAACCACUCCCAAUAACAUACUCACUGCGACAACCAGAGUGGAUGUCCAAAGCCGAGGUUGCGAAUAUGGCCGCUGCGAUGCCUCCAGACGACGUGUUCGCGGCAUUUGAAUAUAUUAGAGACGAAGCCAUGCACUUCCUCGAAACACGGCAAACUUUAACUGAAACAGCCACUCGUAGUUCUGAGCCUCUCGUCCGAGUCUGGUUCUAUUUUCCCUCCCUCUCGACGCGUGGGAAACGGGAUGAUCUGGUUAAUUAUGCCUCGGACUAUUCUCUCACAGGCUUUGUGCUGGCGGGAAAACCGGGAGUCCUAUGCCUUGAGGGGAUAUCGACGGAUAUCGAUGCAUAUAUGAGUUUCAUCAAGACAAACUCGUGGGGCGAUAUCCCCAGCCAUCAGAAAAAAGUCAGUGAGCGGUUCCGGGAGACAGCGGAUAUUCAGCGAGUAUUUCCCGGGAUGGAGGAGAUUACAGAUUCUCUGGGUGAACGCAGUGGCCAGAGGGCCAAUCGAGGGGACAUGCAGGCAUUGGAAGUGUGGCUAAAGGCUCGAGGUUUGCAUGAAGCAUUUGAGAACGUGAUAUUCUGA